AUGGCUCCCAAUUACGAAUCUGCAUUGGCACCCGGCUCGGUCGUCCUACUCACAGGAGUCAGCGGCUUCAUCGCCAGCCACAUUGCUGACCAGCUCCUGGCCGCAGGGUAUUGUGUACGAGGAACUACGCGAAAUGCGGACGGAGUAUCGUGGAUGACUUCCCUAUUCAACAAGAAAUAUGGCGAAGGAAGGUUCGAAAUCGUUACCAUCGCCGACUUUGCAAAGCCGGGGGUUUUCGACUCCGCACUCCAAGGAGUCUCGGGCGUCAUUCACGCGGCAGCCGACACAUCCAUGGGCGCGGAUCCGCAUAAAGUCAUCACGCCUGCAGUCGCUGGAACCAUUGAAUUGCUAAAGGCCGCCUCAGAGAAUGCUGACGUGAGGCGGGUGGUUCUUACGUCUUCUUGUGCAGCGGCAGCGAAUCCCGGAACAGCUCGUAAGAUCGACGGCAAUACCUGGAACGAAGAAGCCAUCGCAGCCGCAUGGGCCCCUCCGCCCUAUGAACCAAGCCGUGGGUUUCCCGUGUACGCUGCGAGCAAGGCACAAUGCGAGCAGGAGGCGUGGAAGUGGUACGGCGAGAAGAAGCCCGGAUUCGUCCUCAGCGCAGUUCUCCCGGCCGCGAAUUUCGGAAAGAGCCUGGAUCCGGUUGCUCAAGGCCACCCAUCCACAUCAGCUCUCGUCCAAGCCCUUUUCAAUGGCGACACUGACACUGUCAGCGGCGCACCACAGUAUUUCUUCGUGGAUGUCCAAGAUAAUGCCCGCUUGCACGUCGCAGCGCUCACGCACCCGGAUAUCCGUGAGAAGCGCAUUUUCGCAUACGCCGCGCCCUACACCUGGAGGGGCGUGCAGCGAAUCCUCCGGGAACUGUACCCUGGGAGAAUGUUUGGCGCUGAUAUUCCCGAUGCAGAGCUUGACAGCAGUGAGAUCGUUCUCGCUGGCGCGGCCAAGGGAUGGUUGAAGGAUUUGGGACAGCCCCGUUGGACGAGCUUGGAAGAGUGUGUUAGGUUGAACACUGAAGAUCUGAAUUGA
This is a messenger RNA of Scedosporium apiospermum, 1026 nucleotides long. RefSeq lists its product as uncharacterized. The record is from RefSeq and is a predicted model, not a curated record. Gene Ontology annotation, molecular function: oxidoreductase activity, acting on the CH-OH group of donors, NAD or NADP as acceptor. The transcript has 4 exons. Bases 1 to 1026 code for a protein of 341 amino acids. NCBI's taxonomy places the organism in Eukaryota, Fungi, Ascomycota, Sordariomycetes, Microascales, Microascaceae.